AUGCCGCCUAAGAAGCGCUCUCAUGGGCCAUCACAAGCCUCGACACCUACAAAAAAGCAGAAGAGUGGGCAGCAGUCAGCCUUGACUUCGUUCUUCACCAGCCCCUCAACCUCAUCAGAGGCCACGCUCACUACAGAGCCGACAUUACCCACACGGAAUUUAGCUAAAGCGAAGCAGAAGCAGAAGCAGAUCACUAUCAACUUGGACGAAGAUGAGCAUGUGAAGGCUAUCGGGACGCAGGAGGCAGAUGACGCUGCAUUUGCAGUUCAACUGGCAGCUCAGGAUACGGCUGUCUCGGUCGAGGAGUACAGAGCUCGCAUGCAGGAGGACGAGGAGAUGGCCAGACGCUUGCACUCAGAGUGGUCGGGAGAGACAAUCCAAAGCAGUAACGAUUUGAAUGGCUCCAACCAAGCUGGUUCUUUCGUCCCGUCACGGAGAAGGACACCUUCACGGACGCCCUCAUCUCCGACAAGAGAGGAUCUUUCCACUCCAUUCUUUCCCCGCAAGAAGGCUCCUUCGACACCCUCUUCACCAAGCAACAAGUCUCUUCCAACUCCGAAAACCGUCGAUCUGGCCGCUUUGGACGCAUCGAUACAAGCCAUUCCUCUCGGCGAUGACAUAUUUGUUUUCGAUCCUUGGGCUGUCGAUACAUCGAUCUGGCCGACCAUCGUAGGCAAGGGCGGAGAACUCACGCCAACGACACCGUAUGCGCUGCUUACACACGCAUUUGUGACGAUCACAGCCACCCGCUCACGUCUCACCAUCACAACGCUCCUCACAAAUCUUUUGCGAACGGUUCGAGCUCACGAUCCGGACUCACUGCUACCAACGGUGUAUUUGGUGAGCAACCACAUCGCUCCACCCUACGAUGGCGUCGAGCUCGGUCUGGGCGGAUCGAUCAUCAACAAAGCUAUCAAAUCUGUCACUAACAAGUCUGCUCGCUUCAUGAAGCAGGCUUGGGACAAGACGGGCGAUCCUGGUGAUGUGGCAUAUGAGGCGAAGAAGGACGUCAAAGCUCUAGUGCGUCCGGCUCCUAUCACUGUGCAGAGGCUGUUCUCAAACCUUCACAGCAUCGCUCGACUGAGUGGUCAAGGUAGUGCGAGCCAGAAGCUCGGGUACGUGACUAAGCUGCUUGUUGCCAGUCGUGGAGAAGAGACACGUUUCCUUGUGCGGACUUUCAUCAGCCAUCUGCGGAUUCAAGCAGUGCGGACGACGAUUGCUACGGCUUUGGCUCGGACCUUUGCACUGGUGGAAGAGAAGGCGCCUGUGGUCAAGCCAAGUACCCAGAGGGAGAAGGAGAGGGCGGCAUUGCUACUAGUCUACCCGCACGAGCGAAAAGGCAUUCUGGCGAACGCGACCAAGCCGAAAGAAAGACAGGACCCAAAUCGUCUCGCAUUGAUGGAGCGUCUGGCAAGAGCAGAGAAGCUAGUACGGGAAGUACGAGCACGACAUCCCAACUUCGGUCUCAUCGUUCCGUCCUUGGUCCAGUAUGGGCUUGCAGGUCUCUCAGAGCACGUGCCGCUACGGGUCGGUACACCUAUCUCUCCAAUGCUUGGCUCAAUUACCCGCUCGCUCGGUGCCAUGCACGAGAAGCUAGGACCCAGAGCUUUCGUCUCCGAAUUCAAGUACGAUGGACAGCGGUGUCAGAUCCAUGCUAUCUACGUGCCUAGAAGCGCAGGACCGGAAGCGCGUCGAAGUGUCAAAGAGGAGACUGCGGCAAGCAAUGGUGGUGCCAAGUUUGGAAAGUGGGUCGGCAAGAAUGGCCAAGUUUACGUGCGACUCUUCAGCCGACAUCUUGAAGAAAUGACGGACAAGUAUCCAGAUAUUACAGAUAUGGUGCCGAUCUUGAUGGGACAAGAGAGCGAGUCGAAUGCCAACAUCGGAGCAAGCGCUUUUGUGGAUGCUGCAGCGUCCUCGACGAAGCUUCAAUCAGAUGGAACCGUGGCGGAAGCGGACGAAUUGAAAUGCCCGACGGAGGACGGAAAGGGAGAACCAAUAACGUCGUUCAUUAUGGAUGCCGAAGUUGUCGCCAUGGAUCUCGAUGGUCGAUUGCUACCAUUCCAGACUCUGGCGAAUCGAAGCCGCAAGGACGUCAAUCUGCACGAUAUCAAGGUCAAGGUUGGCGUGUUUGCGUUCGAUCUCAUGUACUUGGAUGGCGAGUCAUUGCUCAAAUCUUCGUUCCGGACACGACGCAACCUGCUUCAUAGCCGUUUCUUGCCUUUGUCGCCACAAAGUCCGCUGAUUGCACGAUUUGCACAUGUUCAAUCCUGCGAGAGUACAGACCCUGACGAUGUAGCCCGCUUCUUCAGCCAGGCACAGGAGUACAAGUGUGAAGGCAUCAUGGUCAAGUCGCUCGAUCAUCACUGGGAGGCUCCAGUGGACAGAAAAGAUGGUGAGGACGAUGCUGAUGCGGGCGAGUUUGGAGAUGGGACUGAUGUCGGUGAAGAUGGACUAGCUCCAAACAAACUUCACAAACUUGCGGAUGUGGUCGAUGACGACUUGGCGAUGGACAACGAAGAUGAAGCCGUGCAGACACUAGAUGACGGCGGCAGCAAGAAUAGUGAGCGCAACGGUGGCAACGGAAGCAAUCCGCUCGUUCCAGCUGAAGUCGAAAAGGGCGUCAACGGCAGAGGUAAAGCACUGCUAUCUACCUACGAGCCGGACAAGCGCUGCGAAUCAUGGCUCAAAGUCAAGAAGGACUAUGUCGACGGACUUGGCGACUCUUUGGACCUUGUUCCCAUCGGUGCAUGGCAUGGUAUGGGGCGUAAAGCGACCUGGUGGUCUCCCAUCCUGCUCGCUCUCUACGAUCCGGAAACAGGUGUGUUGCAAGCAGUGUGCAAGUGCAUCUCAGGCUUCACUGAUGCGUUCUACAAAGACCUCAAUGUUCGGUAUGCUGAAGGAUCCGAGACCUGCGUUCGCGCACGCUGGGGAGAGCCCUCAGCCUUUGGUAUCGAGCUCGAGACAGGCAAUCUUUGGCCAGAUGUGUGGUGGAAGCCGAGCGAGGUAUGGGAGCUUCGAGGAGCAGAUGUAACCAUCAGUCCCAACUACACUGCUGCGAUCGGGCUGGUGAGCGAGGAGAGAGGACUUUCGAUCAGGUUCCCUAGAUUCAUGAAGAGGAGAGAAGACAAGACGAUUGAACAAGCGAGUACACCUGCAAUGCUGGCCAAGAUGUACUUUGAGCAACAGAAGGCAGCGCCAGCUCCGGGAGAGGGUGAGGGGGAGGGUGAGGGAGAAGGCAAAGGGGCUGAUGAGAUGGGAGGCAGCGAUCAAGAGGCAGGUAGGAAGCUGGAGUCGAUUAAGCCGGCUAUCGAUGAUGAAUUUGAGUUCUGA
This is a messenger RNA of Ustilago hordei, 3330 nucleotides long. RefSeq lists its product as uncharacterized. Gene Ontology annotation, biological process: double-strand break repair via alternative nonhomologous end joining; mitochondrial DNA repair; DNA recombination. Bases 1 to 3330 code for a protein of 1109 amino acids. The transcript has a single exon. Gene Ontology annotation, cellular component: DNA ligase III-XRCC1 complex. NCBI's taxonomy places the organism in Eukaryota, Fungi, Basidiomycota, Ustilaginomycetes, Ustilaginales, Ustilaginaceae. The record is from RefSeq and is a predicted model, not a curated record. Gene Ontology annotation, molecular function: DNA ligase (ATP) activity; ATP binding; DNA binding.